CGAUUCAAUCUUUGGACGCUAAACAAAUCUUUGAACGACACUAAAAUGAUUUGAAAUGAUGGAUUAGACACCUCCGUAGGUCUUGAAUUUCACUGAUCUCGAAACUGUAUUGGUUGGAGAGGGGUCACAGUUGCUGAUUUUAUUGCUCCAUUCAAGACACAGACAGUUCUUGUGCAAUGCACAAAUUCCAGUGCCUACUAUAAGUAGCUAAGUUUCAUGCUUGAACUUUUCAUAUCACACCAAGUAACCUUUACUUUCAGAUAGAAACUUGGAUUUAUUUGUAUCAGAAAUGGGGGAAGAAACAAAAGGGUCUGAUCAGAAGGUGAUGCUGGUAAUAGAUGAAAACGAGUAUAGCUACUAUGCACUCAUGUGGAUGCUCGAAAAUUUCAAAGAAUCAGUCACAAAAUCGACUCUUGUCAUCUUCGCAGCACAGCCUCGUCCAAACUAUACUAAUGUAUUUGCAGCACCACUGGGUUUUGCUCGCAUGUAUUCUCCUAUGUCAACCACUCCCACUUUGAUUGAGUCUAUCCAAGAGCGAAAUAAGAAGGUUUCACUAGGCCUCCUGGAGAAAGCUAAGAGUAUCUGUGCUAGUCGAGGGAUAAAUGUGGAAACAUUUACAGAGGCAGGGGAUCCUAAAGAAACCAUAAGUGAUGCAGUCCAAAAGUACAAAAUCAAACUACUUGUUAUGGGUAGCCAUGCCAAUAGAACCGUUAAGAGGGCAUUUCAGGGGAGUUUGAGCAACUAUUUCAUAAAUAACGCCAAGUGUCCUGUUCUUGUAGUGAAGAAACCAGAAUAACAGAUACAAGGAAUCAGUUAUUUGUUAAUGGCAUGGAAUCUUGAGGUACUAACACCUAUAAGUUUGUUUGGCUUAUUAAAGCAAUCAGAUUGUAAGUUAUAUAUCAUGCAGCUACAGCAGAUAUUGCAAAUUAUAUAAAAUGAUGAUUUGCAGCCCGACAGGUUGAUAAAUGCUUGUAAUAUAUAUGCUCAAUAUUGGCUAUUAACUUUCUCUAUGUUCUUGAAUGUAAUGAAUGAAAUAUAAGACUGAUAGUCUCUUAAAUUGAACAUUUACCUUUACUAUUCACUCUAUUGGAAUUUCAACUUAGGUAGGAAAAUAACAAGGGGUGUCAGAACUCAGAAGAGCAAAAUCUUCAGCAUUAAGAGUGACCAUCCACAUAUCUGGUCUAUUGAAACAGGUUGCCAAUUAAUUAAUGCCUGCAGUUACAACAAUUAUGAAUAUUUAUCUCUCUUCCUUCUGAUAAUGAACUGUCACUUACACUUGUAUGUCAAGUUGUCCACCCUCUCAUAG
This is a messenger RNA of Quercus lobata, 1306 nucleotides long. RefSeq lists its product as uncharacterized. The transcript is spliced from 4 exons. NCBI's taxonomy places the organism in Eukaryota, Viridiplantae, Streptophyta, Magnoliopsida, Fagales, Fagaceae. Bases 290 to 796 code for a protein of 168 amino acids. The record is from RefSeq and is a predicted model, not a curated record.